AUGGAGUGCCAUUUCAGCAAUCCCUUCCAGGAUACUGUCCCGCCAAUAAACCGGUCAGAAACUCAGCGAACGGAGCCAACCUCGCGCGAUGAUAUAUCAGGCCUCGUUGUUUCCCCCGUUGACAACUCAACGACUGGUCCUCGCUUGCGUCAAAAUCAGCAGCCCCAUCAUAGCGAAGGCUCCGUACAUAGCGACACGCGUUCGCCAAACUCAUCUCAGAGGCCGUUGUCUGCCACCACGCGAUUUCUGGAUGAUGGCAAAGGCAGGGAGGGACGGAUUUUCCUGGGCGAGUCAUCCACCUUGGCAUUUGUGGAAGUGGUCCGCAGGGUGGUGGAGGAUGCUAUCGGGCCCUGCCCCUUCACCACCGAUCCAAAGCAAAGUUCGAUGCUUGAGGCAAGGCCUGAGGAGGAAGUCAACCCCUUGACGCUCUUGACCAGCUCUCCAAUACCCGCAUUCUCGGUGGCUGAAGUCUGCUCACUUGUUGAAUAUUACACCACCGCCAUCUAUGGUAUCUUUGACCUUUUCGUCACCCAGACGCUGACAGAAGAAAUGGUCAACUGGGCCUUGCAGGGAUGUUUAGAGUCGGAAGGAAAGAGCCUCAUCUUUCUGCUCGUACUGGCCGUGGGUGCUCAAGAGCGUGGCCACCAGGGAGACGAGGCAAUGGCCGAGCGGUGUUUCCGGCGUGCCCGCCAACUCGCAUUCUGCUACUUGAGCGACGGAACAAGCCUGCUUACUGUGCAAUCUCAUAUUCUGAUUGCCUUGUAUAUGCUGAACGCCUGUCGGCGCAACGCCGCUUUCCUAAAUCUAGGGAUCGCCGCACGCGCCGCAUGCGCCUUGGGACUUCACCGAUCUGAUUCCAACGCUUCAUUCUCGAAAGCUGAGUGUCGAGCGAGGGAAAAGGCCUGGAAAACGCUGCGAGUGCUCGACAUCUAUACGAGCGUUUCUCUCGGAAGACCACCGGCCACGGUAGAGACUGAAUCCAUGCACCUUUGGGGCUCCACACAGAAAACCCUCCCAUUGGAAGAGCAAAUCGAGUGCGCCUGUCUCCGGUUGUGCCAUAUUUCUGAGCGUAUUGUUACAGAGGUCUAUCAUCGAGACACCGUCAGUAUUGAACGGGUCGAAAGCAUUUCUCAACACAUUCGCGAGUGGGCCGCCGACUUCAUGGCCUUUUUCGAGAUCGAUGAGGGCGGCGAGAACGAAUUCGAUCGUGUGACCUUGCCCAGUCGGCUAUGCCUCAGUCACCUCACUGGAGCAUACUAUUAUGGCAUCAUACUACUCACCAAAACCUAUCUGGUCCAAGAAGUGAGCACGCGCAUUCGAAGGAGAUCGACCGACACCGAGGUCAACAUGGACCUUGCGGAUCCUUUCGUGAGUCCUUGCGCCACCCUUGCAGUGGCAUGUCUCAGCUCAGCCAUCAAAACCGUCGACAUCGCCAAAAACCUGACGAACUACACGGCCCUUCCCAAGAGGAUCUUUUUAUUGGUGAACAAUGUCUUCAUCUCUUCGCUCGUCCUGGGCCUGGCCUACUUCGGUAACUACGACCGAUCAUUCCCGUUGGAUGAAGGUCUGGCCAAGGCCGAUGAUUUCCUGCAACUCAUGAGUCGGCACGAUGCCCAUGCACGGCGCUUCGCAGAAAUCCUCUCUCUCCUUAGGGCCUCCAUCGACACGUACGUCAAGCAACGGGACACCUUGAAAAACCUGGCACGCAAAAUCUAUAUCGACAAACUGUUUGGCACUUUGGCUGGCAAGUGGAGCGCCUCGCAGUUAUUGGCGCCGGGUGAUGAGUCUCCGCCGGGGCAGAGGGAGAAUGUCGAAAAGACGGCCGACUCGAGAGACAAUAUACUGGACACGCCACCCUUCUCACAGCAUGACAUUUCCACCUUUUUACAACCUGCACACCUCUGGCCUUUGCAAACGAGUGACAUAGCGGUCGAAAUGCUUGAUGGGGAAUCGGACGGGCUCCCCGAAUCGAUCCAUGAUGCUCACAAGCUGCCAGUCGAUAUGCCUUCUGGCUUUUCGCCCUUUGUCGAUCUUCCCAUAGAGCACUGUAUGACCUUUGCGCCAGCCACCGACCCAUGUACCUUCGAGAUGGUCUGA
Cladophialophora immunda is the source of this 2097-nucleotide messenger RNA. RefSeq lists its product as uncharacterized. Gene Ontology annotation, cellular component: nucleus. Lineage: Eukaryota; Fungi; Ascomycota; Eurotiomycetes; Chaetothyriales; Herpotrichiellaceae. The coding region runs from base 1 to 2097 and encodes 698 amino acids. Gene Ontology annotation, molecular function: zinc ion binding; RNA polymerase II cis-regulatory region sequence-specific DNA binding; DNA-binding transcription factor activity, RNA polymerase II-specific. The record is from RefSeq and is a predicted model, not a curated record. Gene Ontology annotation, biological process: positive regulation of transcription from RNA polymerase II promoter by galactose; DNA-templated transcription. The transcript has a single exon.